AUGGUCAAGGUUGCAAUCAUCUAUUACUCGACCUGGGGUCAUGUCGGCAAGCUGGCAGCUGCUGAGAAGAAGGGUAUCGAGGCCGCUGGUGGCACAGUCGAUGUUUACCAAAUCAAGGAGACCCUCCCCGCCGAAGUCCUGAAGAAGAUGUACGCUCCCGAGCAAGACACCUCCAUUCCCUUUGCAACCCCGGAGACCAUGACGCAAUACGAUGCCUUCCUCUUCGGCAUUCCCACCCGUUACGCCAACUACAGUGCCCAGUGGAAGACCUUCAUUGAUCACCUCGGUGGCCUCUGGCAAUCCGGUGCUCUCUUUGGCAAGUACUUUGGUCUGUUCGUCUCCACUGGUACCGCCGGUGGUGGUCAGGAAGCCACAGCUCUCCAGGCUCUCAGCUCUUGGGUGCAUCAAGGCAUGAUCUACGUUCCUUUGGGCUACGCAAAGACCUUCUCCAUCCUAGCCGAUCUCACCGAGGUCCGUGGCGGUAGCCCCUGGGGUGCUGGCACCUUUUCCGGUGCCGAUGGAUCCAGACAACCUACUCCCAAGGAACUCGAGUUGGCUGAGAUCCAGGGCAAGACCUUCUACGAGCUCGUCAGCAAAGUCAACUUCGCGUGA
Exophiala bonariae is the source of this 612-nucleotide messenger RNA. It is a transcript of the gene CLAH7, whose product is annotated as Minor allergen Cla h 7. The coding region runs from base 1 to 612 and encodes 203 amino acids. NCBI's taxonomy places the organism in Eukaryota, Fungi, Ascomycota, Eurotiomycetes, Chaetothyriales, Herpotrichiellaceae. Gene Ontology annotation, cellular component: membrane. Gene Ontology annotation, molecular function: FMN binding; NAD(P)H dehydrogenase (quinone) activity. The transcript has 3 exons. The record is from RefSeq and is a predicted model, not a curated record.